Messenger RNA from Lobosporangium transversale, 2772 nucleotides. RefSeq lists its product as hypothetical. Lineage: Eukaryota; Fungi; Mortierellomycota; Mortierellomycetes; Mortierellales; Mortierellaceae. The coding region runs from base 1 to 2772 and encodes 923 amino acids. The record is from RefSeq and is a predicted model, not a curated record. The transcript has 4 exons.
AUGCAGUCCCAUCCGCAAGCAGCAUUUCUUCCACCAUUAGUCAGGGACCUUAUUUGCAAUAACCGAUCUCAACCCCAAUUCGCGGUAGUAGAUUCACUGUCAACACUCCCGCUGUUGAAUAACGGCACUAAAAAAGACAUUGAUGGCGCCAAUAACAGCAUCAGUAACAUUAGUGGUAGUGGUUGUGAUGGUGACGGAUUUUUCUUAUCAAUUGAGGCAAUACGCCCAUUCCUGCCUCAAGUAGUCCCGGAAAACGUUAAGAAUCGUGCUGGUCCUGAUAUUGAUACUGUUACAGCAACUCCUGACCUUAUCGACCCACGAGAUCUGUUACCGUUUAAGCGAGCGUGCAUCAUUUUGCUAAAGGAGUUUCGAGAACAAUUGACGCAAAAACAGAAGCAGAACCGAGCUCAAGUCAGCGCUAACACAGUGUUGGAAGAGAUAUAUGCAGAUUCAUUGGACUGGUUAGGACCAGCGGGCAAACGAGCCAGUCAAAUCUGGUUUGAGUUGUUUCUUAAUGGAGAAAGAUAUGAUCAAGCUUGGCUUGUUGGAUCCACUGUCUUGGAGCAAUUGCUUGGGAAUAUCAUCUACACACUUCAAGGACCGGACAUAUUUAUUCCGUUCCUAGUUCGAGAUUUGUUUGCAGUCCCUUGUUUAACGAGGUGUGUUGAUUGGACCCUACUUAGGGUACUCAAGACGAUGAUGGGAUCACCACUGACUCUGAAUAUUCGAAACCUGCUCUGGCAUGGAUUUAUUCUUCCUACUGAUGAUAUACCUCUGGAUGCGUAUGGUGCAAUGUUAAUCGUCACGACCAUGACGCUAGCACACAACGCCAAAACAAAAUUGAAAGGGAAAAUAUUGGACAUUCGGCAUCAGAACCCGAAGCAGUACUAUUUCUGCCCGCAAAAACAACAAAAGGGUCGACAAGGGAAACAGGGGCAAAAGGGGCAACAGGGACAUUUGGAUGAUAGAAAUGAACAACCUGAGAAUCCUGUAGAUUUCGAUACAAUAUAUGAGGAGCUGACAUAUGGAAGGUGUCCUGAAGUCGUUGAAGAUGUCUCGAACUUGCUCUUGGUCAUGUAUUCCCUAGUGAAUAAGAGCUCGUUCAUUAUUCCGGGCACACAUGAACAAUGGGUCUCUGCUCUUCAGCACCUACAAAAUAACAGCAAUACUGAUGACAACAACAACACUACUAGCAUUAGUGGCGGUUUCAGUAAUAGUUUUAUGGCUGUUAUGACAACUUUACCCUUGAUAGAACAUGCACUGCGGCUGAUUUAUGUUCAAGUCAAUGAAUGUAAACAAGAUCGCAAAAGUGCCUUGAUCGCAGGUGAAUAUUAUUUAACUAUGGAUGUGAUCUUGGAUCCUUUUGUGCCAGUGGAUUACUAUGAUCCUGGGUCAGCUGUAAUUCAGAAUAUGGACCAUGCUGCGAUUCCGAAUCGAUUAUACUUGGAAUUGGGUCCUCAAGUUAUGAAUAUACUCAACGACCUGUUUAUCCACAGCUUUGGUCCCCGUCUCCGUGAUAGAACCAGUCAUGGAGAGCUUAAUAGCUACAUGACGACCACCACCACUAGGGCGACGAAGAGAGGGGAUAUCACUACUGAACCUUGGUUUGCCUAUUACAUUGGUGUGUUAAUAUUCUUGUUGAACAAAUACAUGCCACCGUCCGACCGGCCUGAUGUAUCGAAGUUCAUAUCCUGGAUUGAAGAGUAUAAAGCCUGCCGGUUUGAGAAAUGGUCUACUCUAGUCAAGGAAGCUGUACGUUGUAUCGCAUUGUUGAAAGACUAUAGUGAUUUUGCCAACAAGAUCCCAGAUCCCGGCUCUAUUUUCAGCUUAGCGAGUACUAGUAAUAGUUUGAUGGACGACGACGGCUCUUCUGAAGGCGCCCAUCAUGUCUUGUCUUCACCAAUACCAGGAUCUAUAUCGUCAUCAUCGUCUGCAUCACACCCACCUCUGCCCCCUGUUUCUCAAGCAAUAGAUGUUUUCUUUAAAGUUAACUCGGCUACUUCAGUAUUCUCAACGGAUUCCGCAUUCUCCAGAGGCGUUUCGCUUCAAGAGCUUAUUCGCUCAGGGCUCGUUUCCUGGCCAAGUCCUUUAUCAUCGUCGUCGCCGUUGCUGUCAUCAAACUCUUUUGCAAAUAAUUUGCUUGCAUGGAUUCAAAUAGUUCAGAGCAUUCAAAAAGCAAUUCAAAAAGUGACCAUGAAGGUUAGGACAUUGUCGGAACAAUUAGCGAUGCGGCAGCUAUCAUCUAAAGCGCGGAAGCAGUUUGAGAGUAUCAAGCCUAUGGUCCCAAGGCUCCUUGGGAUGUUGAUGGGAUGUCUAGCUCUGAUCGAACGCUUCGUACUGACAGCGCCCUUUUCCGCCACAUUAAUUGCGGAAGCAACGACCACAGCAUCCACAGCAGAGGAGGAUACUAUAGAUGCAGUAGUAUCUGAUCAAGGGUCAAGAGCUUUGUUAGAGGAGUUAACUGGGCCAUCACUGCCAUCAGCUUUUUCUUCAAUACUCUCUACUUCUAUGCCAAAAAAUGUUCCAGUAGCAGCGACAACUAAGACGACAAAGACGGCAACAAAAACAAUAACAGCAGUAACGGAGGGAGCAACGGAUAAAUCAAGUUUAUCUGAGAUCCAGCUUCGAUUAAGGAUAACGAUGUUUAUUGAUAAGUUUGUGUCAAAUUUUGAUCGCGUCAAAUUGAACAUGAUAGAGCCAGCAUGGGAAGACUUGACCAAUUACAUUGAGAUGCUUCUAAAAAUGGCUGCAGGAAAUAGUUCUUGCAUAUAA